GAGACCGUGAAAAGUAAAAUGGGAAGAACGUUUCCGGACGGAUAAAAUAGUAAUAAGUAUAAAAAACUGUCGCAUGGCAUAAACAAUGUCACAUGUCAACUUAUUAGAGAUUAAUUUUCAUUUUUAUAUAAAAAUGAAAAAUGAUUGGUGAAUCAAGAUUUUCCUAUAAUUGGUGAGUCAAAAGUCUCAUUUUCACUUAUUGCCCAAAGAAAGUAUCAUUUUCACUUUGAUCAAUCAAGGGAUAACUCAUGUUAAUCUCCUCUUAAAGUCCACAAAUAACCCCAUUCACCCCUUCACCUUAUGUCUCCUUUCUUGGAUUUAUAAAUUUAGUAAUUUUGCACCCUUACCCUUGCAAAAAAGUAAAAUAAAAAAAGGCAUAAUGAAGGGCAUCCUGAAACUCCAAACUUUCUUUCUCAUCUUCUUCAUUGCUUCUUUAGCAUCUCAAGCAAGAACAUUGCAAGAGAAAGACGAGGAAAAGAAGAAAACCACAUUAUUGUAUGAGAUGACGACGACCUUCUACUCCGACGACAACCUGCCCCCGCCCGCCGGUGGAUUAACGCCGCCCCCUCCGCUAUCUCCAAAUGCAAUUGAAUACGGAGGACCGCGGGCAAUACGGCCACCGCCAUCGCCACGGCGUCAUAUAACGCCGCCACCGGUUCUGUUUUCAAAUGCAAUUCAUUAUGAACGAAAGCCGACAUCGCCACCGCCGCCUCCGAAGUCAGACAGACCAAGCCAUCCUGCGCCUACCGUCGGUUAUGAACGUCGGGAGAAAGCAUCUCCACCGCCGCCACAGCAUCAUGUAACGCCGCCACUGACUCUGUUUUCAAAUGCAAUUUAAUAUGAACGAAAGCCCACAAUAUCGUCGUCGCCGCCACAUCAUCAUGCAACGCCGGUGGCUCAGUCUCCAGGUACAAAUAAAUAUGGGCGAGGGGCAAAAUCGCCCCCGCCUCCUAAUGCAGAUAGACCAUCCCAUCCAUAUCAUGCAAGGUCGCCACCAUCCGGCGGCGUUGAAGAGAACGGCGGUGGCGAACUGGAGAUUCCGGUGGAGGGCAACCUGGUGGCCUCCGAAUGAUGAUGUUAUGCUAUAUCCUAU
Cuscuta campestris is the source of this 1093-nucleotide messenger RNA. The record is from the annotation of a GenBank genome assembly. Lineage: Eukaryota; Viridiplantae; Streptophyta; Magnoliopsida; Solanales; Convolvulaceae.